AUGUCCAGUGUGGUGGAAGAGGGGCCUGCUGAUCAGUCUCAAUUUGAAAGAAAUAAAAUACUCAUACGAGGGCUGAGUGAGAAAACUUUCCCGGACGGACUGGUGAACUUUAUCGAGGCAAGGAGUGGCGGAAAAGAGGUGAAGGACGUACAGAUGCUGAAGAAUGGAAAAGCCUUGGUCACCAUGGCUGAUGAAAUCAAAGGUACGUAUCUUUCAAUUGAAUUUGGAGAGUUAGCAGGAAUUUCUUUAUCGUACUUCGUUGAUCCGUUCGCGAGUUAUCGGAGAUGAAAGCUCACGCCGGCUCAGUUUCAUGCUCUCAGUUUUAAGCGAUGAACUUACUUCAAAUUAUAUGAAAUUAACUUUUCAUUGAUUAAUACUGUUUUAUGCUUAACUAGUGCCUGAAGAAUUAAGAUGCCUUAUUUUAGGUGUCCCACCAUUUAAAGACAUUUCGAUUUUCUUCUCCAAACAAUCAAAAUAAUCCAGAUCAAAGAAAUCAAUUUAUUUGGGAAUUGUACAAGUAAUUCAAUGAGCGUUGUUCCUCUCAGGAAUACUCCAAAAGUGGAGAUCACACAAGACAAACAUUUAUUGAGAAUUAAUCUGUUUUCUUUAGAUUUCACAGAAAUAAAGACUAAAUGCGAGGAAAGAGGUCUAGAUGAUGCAAAGGUUUCCAUUCAACAAGUCCCGCUUUGCAAAAGCAUCCUUGUCACAGGCUUUUCAGACAUUACGCAUGAUUUUAUUGAACUGUACUUUGAGAGUCCUCGAAACGGUGGGGGUCCUGUGGAGAAGGUUGACUAUGUUCCUAAAAGUGGUCGAGCUGUGGUUGUGUUUCAAGACGCCAAAGGUCUGUAACUCAUUGAUCUCUAAGAUAUAAGUAAUUCCUUCAGGCACGAGUAAUCGUCAUCUGAUCCUCAUACAUGUGUAGUAAAUAUUGUUGCCCUGAUUUGAGCUGUACAUUGACAAAUUAGUAAUUGAUUGAUUAAUGGAUUGGUUGUUCAUUUGUUUGAUUGAUCGAUGAUCGAUUGUUUGUUUGAUUGCUUGAUUGAUUGGGUGACCUACUCUGCCCCAAUAACCCCAUCGUUCUAAGUCUGUGCGUCUCUCUCAAGUUAAAGUGUCAUGAAGUGUUGUGAAACGACAAACAACUUCCUCAAGGAAAUUCUUGACACUUAGUUGCUUCAAUCAACAGAUAUGGAAAGGGUGUUAACCAGACAUGAAAAGAAACCUCAUAAGUUUGACAAAACCCAGCUGUCAAUUAAAGCUUACCGAGAGUUUUUAGAAGACGAUGACGUUGAUGGAGCCGAGGAUUCCGGUGACAUAGGAGUUACUGCAACCGGGGUCAGUGAAUCUCGAGUGAGCCAGAGGCCUAAGGAGACCCGAAAAGCUUACUUUCAGAAGAAAAUUUCAGAUGUUCCCGAGGAGCGCUUAAUUUUGCUGCAGAAGAUAAAAUUUGCCGAGAAACUCCAAGAAGAGAACAAGGAUUUGAAGAUCAAGUUUGAUACUGAAGGUGAAGAAAUAUAUUUCGAAGGUCCCCAGCCGCAGUUUACUGAAGCAACCACGAAGUUCUAUCAACAAAUGGCUAAUAUGGUUGAGAAGAAACUGACUUUAUCCGGCAACAUUCUGGAGAUUUUCGUCUCAGAUGAAGGGCUACAGACUGUCAAAUGUGAGUUGGAAAGAAACAACGUGGAAGCAGUGUUCGUUGUUGAGAAAGACGCUACCAUAGUGGGGUCCUCAGCAGCGCAUGCAGACAACGCGGCGAGGCUCGUGAACAAGUUGACGGUAGAAGAGAAAAUUCAAGUGGACGAGAAAAGCAAGCAUUUUUUGAAGUCAUCUAAAUGGCUGAAGUUUUGUGACGAGAUGAACAAAACGACUGCCCGUGUCCGUAGGAACAACUGGAAUGAUGUGUACGUAGUUGGGUUUCGCGAUGAAGUGACCGAAGUGAUAAAGAAGUUAAAUACCUUUCUUGAAAACAAUUGCAUUAGGGAAGAACGUUUUUUGUGCACGUCUGAUUUUAUGCGAAGGUAUCUUCUUGAGCUACGUCAAGAAGAUCUACGCACCAUAGAAAAUCAACUAAAAGAUUUUGUAGUGAGUAUUAAAAGGGGAAAAGACGAUGAUGAUUUUAUUAUUUCUGGAAACAUAGAGGGUUUGAAUCGUGUGAGAGAGAAGCUCGACGCUCUGAUAGAUUCUAUUGAGUUGAAAACCUUUGAAGUGAAACAGCCAGGCCUUCGAAAAUAUUUUGACAGUGGAAAAGGAGACCAGCUUGUAAAAUCGGUGGAAAAAGAUCAAGAUUGUGCCAUAGAAGUCAAGAAAAAUUUAGGUCGAGGAGGAAGAGACGAGGAGUUACGCCUCGAAACCGUAUCCGACGCUUCUACCUCUUCAGGCGACAGCGACGAUGAUGCUGAGGAUGACCACCCUACUAUCAGUGAAACUGACUCGUCUACCCUGGUAAUAGCUCAAAGGCACAGAGUGUCCUGGAAACCUGGAGACAUAGGGGCAGAGAAGGUAGGAUUGACACUGAUUUCUAUACACAUGGAGAAUAUCUCACGGAAAUACCUUUGAGGAUCAUGUUGGUAUAUGAAUCGAUUUUAGUUCUUCACUUAGCUCUCGUCUGCUCUUAGACUGGUUACAUUAUUCAACGUCUCUCUUAUUGGGAGUGCCACGUCUGAUAGCGACAACAGUCCACCAUUAAUAAAUCAUCAACAUUUUUUGGUUGUGUAUUUCAGGCUGAAGUACUUGUCAGUUCUCUAGGAGCAUGCGAUCAAGCAAUCAUUGAUGCCGGUGGUCCUCAGGCCGCAACCCCCAACGUUGGUGACAUCACUGUCUCAGGCGGUUUUUCCUCAGUCAGUCAUGUGAUUCACACUCAAUGUUGUAAGUGGAAAAACGGUGGAGGGGAGCCGGUAAGGACCUCUCUUAAGUACAUCUCAUAGUAGUCAUUGUUUAUAUUUGCUGUAAGAUUUUGCUAAACGAUGUUGGAUGCCCAUCUGGCGAAGCCUAUCCAUUCUCUUGUAGGUUAAAGCAACUGGAGACUACUCAGGCUCGAUUUGAGAUAUUUCCGAUGUAGUUUACCUCACUCCUCUCCGAAUUCUUCGAGAAUGAUCAAUCGAAUAUUUAACGACAGGAUUAUUGCAUAAUGUAACUUGCAACUUCUAAUAUCAUAUGAAACUCCUUCUUAGAAAUUUUGUAGAAUUGGUAAGAGCAAAGAUCUUGCUAGAAAAAAAAAACAAAUUGAGAUGCGAAAUUUCACUACUAAACUACUUUCUGUGAGGUUGUUAUCCAAACAUUUUCGAUCCUGAUCCCGAAAGAAAAUGCUAUUUGUGUAAACAUCCUACCUGGUGCCCUCUCAUUAUCCUCUGAAAAAUGUUAAUAAAAUUUUAGGUUUAGGUAACUUUGAUCCCCGGAAAACAGAUUCCAGGAAGAAUAAAAAUAGCUUGAAAGGGAUUCAGUUUUUUAAUCUUUUUACUUUAAGGAGUGGCCAGUCAGUUUUUUUUCCUCCCAUCAUCAGUUCAUCAUCAACCAGAAUGGUGACGGACAGAGGUAAAAAAUUAUCAACGAGAGGAUAUUGCAUGACUUAACGCCAAAUUUUGACUGCCAAGUUCAUAAGAAAUGUACAGAACACAGUGUGGAGAAUUUCUAUUGAGAUCACAUAGGAAUAAGGGAAUUUACCAGGUCCCCUCUUGCCACCAAAUUGUCCGUGCCACCAACAUUCAACAACUUCUAUUUCAUCUGUUGUAGACGCUAAGGGCCAUCGUUCAAAAGUGUCUGCAAACAGGUGAAACGCUUGGAGCCAACUCCAUUGCAUUUCCUGUCAUUGGAACUGGAAACCUACAAUUCCCACGUGAUACAGCGUCGAGAAUCAUGUUGGAAGAAACAGUCAAUUUCUGCCGAGCCAACCCUGAUUCUAAUUUACGGGACAUCCGAUUUGUUGUGUUUAACCAAGAUCAAUCAUUAACUGCCGCCUUCAAACAAAGAGAUGGAAAACUGCAACCCAAAGCAAAUUACGCAACUCACAUUUGA
This is a messenger RNA of Pocillopora meandrina, 4008 nucleotides long. The record is from the annotation of a GenBank genome assembly. Lineage: Eukaryota; Metazoa; Cnidaria; Anthozoa; Scleractinia; Pocilloporidae.